Molecule: messenger RNA, 3045 nt
Organism: Fraxinus pennsylvanica
Lineage: Eukaryota; Viridiplantae; Streptophyta; Magnoliopsida; Lamiales; Oleaceae
Source: the annotation of a GenBank genome assembly
AUGGAUUCACCGCCUUCCCAGUCGCCGGGAAGGUCCGAAUCCCCGCUUGCGAAUAGCAAAAGAUCAUCUAGUUUCGCUUCUUCAGCAUUAUCGAAAUCACUUUCUGAUGCCAGCAGCCAGAGCUUUUCCUCAAUCCUAAACAACCCCAGACCUUCUUCGUCCGUCGUGGGCUGGUGGUCCUCCUCUACCUCCGUUCCAGCUCCCGAAUUUACUCCUUUGCCCUCUGUUCCAAAGCCAGGAUCCGAAAUCACUCGAUCCGACUUUCUUUCUUACCUGUCGUCUGUCUCAGAACCUCACUCCCGUUUUCAAGAUAUUCUCAAGCAGCAUGAUCGCGACCACCAGGUGCUGGAUGGAGUUUCGGAAGGGGUUGCGGGCGAAGCGCUAGUGGCGUGUCUUAGGGAGGUGCCAGCGCUGUACUUUAAGGAGGAUUUUGAGUUGGAGGAUGGCGCGACGUUCAGGGCAGCGUGCCCGUUCAGGACGACGUUGGAAAAUCUUGCUCUCCAGGAGAGAUUGUCGCAGUAUUUGGAUGUGGUGGAGUUGCAUUUGGUUAGGGAAAUCUCGCUCAGGUCCAACUCUUUUUUUGAGGCGCAGGGGCAAUUGGAGGACUUAAAUGCUAAGAUUCUUGAGGGGUGUGGGAGGGUCACGGAGUUGAAGGAGACCAUUAGGCUCUUGGACUCCAACUUGGUGGGUUCUGCCAGGACGGUGCAGGAGCUAAGCUUGAAACGGGGGGAUUUGAUAUCUCUGCACAACAAGCUUAGACUUGUGCUCUCUGUUAACCAGGCUCUCUCCACUCUUCGAUUGCUUGUCGCGUCCGCAGAUUGUGUUGGAGCUUUAGACAUUACUGAUGAUUUGCAGCAUUUAUUGGAUGGUGAUGAGCUGACUGGUUUGCAUUGCUUUCGUCAUCUUCGGGAUCAUGUAGCAACUUCAAUAGAUUCUAUUAACAGCAUUCUUUCAGCAGAGUUCAUCCGUGCAUCUUUGCAUGGUGCUGAUGAUCUGGAGGCAUCAUUAACAAGGCAUAGCUCAGCUUCUAAUGGAAGAGAUAAUGAAGUUAGACUAGAGGAAGCGCGGAUUUCUAAUUUUCAAGACCAGCUUCUUCCCCUUAUCAUUGGAUUGCUUAGAACGGGAAAGCUACCUGCUGUGUUGAGAAUAUACCGUGAUACACUUUCUUCUGAAAUAAAAACUUCAGUCAAACUGGCAGUUGAGAAUAUGCAUUUGGAGUCGGAUUCUGUUUCUGGAGAUGGGAUGGUGGAUGGAGAUGGUGGAGGCUCAUCACUAGGAGCUAAGUUGAAAAGUCUGUCACCUGACGGCUUUCUUAAACUUUUGGAGGAAGUUUUCAUGAUUGUACAGGUACACUUGAUGCAGGCUUCUGACGUUAAAAAAGCAAUAGAGUGGAUCAUGGGCAAUCUCAGUGGUCACUAUGCUGCUGCUUCAGUUGCUGCUGCAAUUGCACUUGGUGCAGCUGCUCCAGACACAACACAGGAGACUUACGGGCACGGUAGUUCAAUUUUAUCACAAUCUUCUGAGGGGAAUGUUACCAGAGUUCCAUCUAUCCAGGGACGGGGAAAUGAUACCACAAGUCUAUCAAAUCUUUCAAGAAACUUCCGAGCUGAUAUUUUAAGAGAGAAUGCAGAAGCUUUAUUUGCAGCCUGUGAUGCUGCUCAUGGAAGAUGGGCAAAAAUUGUUGGCAUCCGUUCUCAAAUUCAUCCGAAAUUGAGGCUACAGGAUUUUCUAAGUGUGUAUAACAUCAGUCAGGAAUUUAUAAGUUCAACAGAGAAGAUUGGUGGAAGGUUGGGAUACAGCAUUCGUGGAACGCUACAGUCACAAGCUAAAUCCUUCAUCGAGUUCCAGCAUGAAUUUCGAAUGGCAAAGAUGAAGGCUUUACUUGACCAAGAAAAUUGGACUGAGAUAGAUGUGCCAGAUGAGUUUCAGACCAUUGUCACUUCAUUGUCUUCUUCAGGUUCCAUGUCUGAUGGACAUAGAGCUGAAGCUCCUGGUACAUCUAACAACAGUGAAACAGUAUCAAGCAGUGAUGAUUUCCCCAUGGCUGAUGCUGGACUUUCAAAUUCGUCUCAACACAUUGAACUGCUUGAUUCUAAUGGAAUGUCAGCAGGUCAUGCACCAAACACCGAUUCUUCAUGCCUGAGUGUGGCAUCUGAGAGUGGUAAUAGUGAUGUUGGAACUUCUUCCACUCACAGUAAUAACGCUAAUACGAGAGAACGAGGAAAAUCUUCUCUCCGAAUGCUUUAUCUUAAAGGUGUUGGAUAUCACAUGGUAAACUGUGGCUUAUAUUUGGUGAAGAUGUUGUCAGAGUACGUUGAUAUGAAUAAUUGUUUGCCGACACUAUCUGCUGAAGUUGUUCACCGUGUUGUUGAGAUAUUGAAAUUUUUCAAUUCAAGGACAUGUCAUCUUGUUCUUGGCGCGAAUGCCUUGCAGGUCUCUGGUUUGAAGUCUAUUACUUCUAAACACUUGGCUAUGGCAAGUCAAGUUAUCAGCUUCACUUAUGCCAUCAUUCCUGAAAUCAGGAAAGCUCUCUCCUUGAAAGUGCCUGAGACAUACAAGGGGCUACUGUUGUUAGAGAUCGACAGAGUAGCAAAUGAUUAUAAAGUUCACCGUGAUGAGAUACACACUAAGCUGGUUCAGAUAAUGAGAGAAAGAUUGGUGGUUCAUCUACGUAGCUUGCCACAAAUUGUUGAGAGUUGGAAUAGAUCUGAGAAUACUGAUCCACAGCCGAGUCAGUUUGCUCGGUCUCUCACUAAGGAAGUUGGUUUUCUUCAACGUACAUUAUCUAAACAUUUGCUUGAAGAGGACGUUCAAGCUAUUUUUGGGCAAGUUAUUGUGAUCUUCCACGCACAAAUUUCUGAAGCAUUUAAAUCCUUGGAGAUAAACACUCCACAAGCAAAGAAAAGGCUCUACUGCGACAUUCAGCAUAUUCUUGGAUGCAUCAGAUCGUUGCCUUCUGUAAAUUUGGGCGAAUCCAUUCCACCAAAUUGGGGGAAACUUGAUGAAUUCUUGGCACAAAAUUUUGGCACUGAAGCUAGUGAAUAG